Molecule: messenger RNA, 3853 nt
Organism: Vespula vulgaris
Lineage: Eukaryota; Metazoa; Arthropoda; Insecta; Hymenoptera; Vespidae
Exons: 3
Coding region: 1455-2312 (285 amino acids)
Source: RefSeq, a predicted model, not a curated record
CGAAGGCUGUCAUCUAACAUCUAACGGCUCCUAUAUGUAAUUGCCAUUCACCGAACCGCAAUUCCGGGAACGCUUGUUUAUUCCUUCAUUCCAGCAUUACGGAAUACGUUAUAAAACGGUUGCUUACUCUGCACAAUGACCCCUCUAUAUAAAAUAGCUCGUUUUUUCUUUUUUUCUGUUUUUCUUUUUUGUCAUUUUUCAUUUUCAUUAUCAUAAAUAUUAGUGUAUAUAUAUAUAUGUAUGUAUGUAUGUUGUAUGUUUGUAUGUAUGUAUGUAUGUAUGUAUAUUUAGAUAAAAUAAAAUGAAAAUAUGUUGUAGGCUUCAUUAGUCGUUCGGUAUCAGUAAUUAAAUGUCUUUACUCGAAUAAUGGAAAUAAUUAAGUUUUUAAUAUAAAAUUUUAAUUAUAUUCUUGAUUAUUAACUUCUCGAUUGAAAGAGAAUUCAAAUUUAUAGAAAUUCACUUAUGGGAAGUAGUUCAAAUGACGAACUAUAUUUGUAUCAUAUGAUUUAAUAUUUAUAAGAAUGAUUUAUAUUGAUGUUAUAAUUUCUUGUCUAAAUAUGAAAAAUUUCUACAUAUUAUGUCAGAAAUAUUUAAAAUUAGAUUUAUGUCACAAAUCCGUUAAAAAGAAAAAAAUAUAAGAUAAUUAUGCCUUCUGGGAACUGUCGAUCAUAAAUACUUAAUAAUAGUAAUUUCCCGCGUAAAAAUGAUCACGUACGAAUGGUAACAUUUAUCAAAAUGAAAAAAUUACAGUUACAGUUACGUAUUAUUGGAUAAUCGUCUGAAGUUACACUUCGAAAUAUACUUAUUUCGAUUAGCAAGCUGACCGUAUCUAAAAAUAUAUUUAUAGAAAAUAAAAAUUGAAAAUAACAUAUAUAUAUAUACUUAUUUUAUCAAAGAGAAUUUUCUUAUUUGUGAUUCCGUUAUUACGAACCCUUCAUUAUUUCUUUUUAAUAUGACACAUGUAAUUACAUAGAUAUAUAACUAGUAGAAAAAUAUACAUCAUUAUCGUCAUCAUACAUUGACUACGUUUGACUACUAGGUAGAAGCUAACUUUCUUAUUACUAUUGAAAUACUUGAACAGGUGGGGAAUCUAUUGGUCAAAGAAGGUAGCAAUUCACUUCAGUUUAGUCUUAGCAGUAUCUUGACGAACAUGUUAUACGUAACUAAUAUGUGAUCAUAUAUAUGUGUAUAUAUAUAUAUAUAUAUAUGUAUAUAUAUAUAUAAUGAAAAUCAAUUAAAAAAAAUUUCUUUUAAUUUUAAAUAUUCUAUUUCAACAAAGAAGAAACGGAACUACCAAAGAAAAAAAAGAAUAUAUGAAAGGAAUUCAACGUUCUAUCAUCGCGUUCGACCGAUUUUUAAUUAUCAGUGAUUAUGUGUGUACUACCUUUUAUUUUCCUUUUUAGUCGUAGCGAACCUGUUUCGUUUGGCAACAUAAAAUAACAAAAUUGUACGAAAUGAGACAUAUUAUAUUCAAAUUUUUAUGGCUCAUUAUUAUACCGCCAUUGGUCGAUGUCAAUACGAAGGUACUAACGACAACUGAGUCAAGUGCAGACUAUCUUCAAAAAGUUAUGCUCGAAUUGCAACAACUUCAUUCACCUACGACACCAAAAACUUAUGUUGGAUCUACUGGAAAUCUUCAAUCCGACAAUUUACAACAGUACAAUCAAAAUCAAAACUACUCGAUUCAAAAUCAUCUUUCUGAAACGCAUCAAUUCGAUCAAAUAUUUCGUAAGGACGAUUUUCGAAACUCAAAAACAUCGUCUCAUAAAAAAAUUGAUUUACAACAUUCUGGAUCGGAGAAUAUACCGCAAUAUUACGAGGUUCGCUCUCCCACCUACGUUAGCGCGGCAAAUUUGAAAGAUAGUAGAUUAUUUGCGGAACUCGCUGCAAUCUAUAAAAAUGCGUUGAACAAAGGACCAUUUAUCAGUGUAUCGUCCUCGUCAAAUUCUGACAAGAGACCUCAAAUCGUGGAGACUCACCUUGAAUUACCAGUUAGGCAACCGGCGUAUCAUCAUUAUUAUUUUUUCCCAUUAAAAACAAUUGAAAAUGAAAUAAAUAAAAACGACGAACAUCAUCUUAUGAGUACAUAUAAUAUCGAUAACGUUGCUGAAAGUGCAUCUCAUAAACAAUUAAGCAAUCCACUUUUUAUAGCUAUAAGUACAUUCGUCAGUAUAGCUGUUUUAUUUAUGAUGGGAAUUCUAUUUUUACCAAAACUUCAUCAAUACGGCAUUUUUUCAACAAGAGGAAUUCAAGAUGAUUUUCUUUAUUUAACUAAUAUCGUUAUGGGUGCUAUUGAUAAAUUUGAGGAUUAAAAUUUAUUUCAUUGAAUUAUUUGACACAGAUUAAGUCAUAUAUAGUAUUAAGAAGCAAGAAAGAUAUGAAGAUAUCAAGCGUGUAGCAGAGUAUUUAAGACUGUUUAUCACCAAUAGUUUUAUAAUGAUUUAGACCAACAAUAAAUAUAAGUGUAAUUCUUGAAUGAUUUUAAUAAACAGUCUCAUUUUUAAAAUGAAGAUUUAAGCGAGGAUAUGACUUUUGAAUUUUUGCAAAAGCUUUGUUCAUCAAAAUCGUUCAUGAAUUACGCUUGGAUUCGCUUUUGGCAUAAAAAGCUAUUUUGGAUAUUUUUUCUGAAAAAAAUAAUUUCGUAUAGUAAUGUCUCUUGAACUUUGAAACAAAAGAGAAAAAACUUGUACUCCUAAUUAUUAAUUUUUAUAUAAACGUUUGAGUGGUAUGUGCUUUGUUUCCGUGAAGUAGACAAUUGCUUCCUUCUUUGUGUGUAUAAACCGAUGCUCAGCCGUUUAAUUAUGUGUUCAGCUGUUCAUGCUAAUAGAUUUUAAGAAUAACAUAUAAUACUUCACAAUUAAAACUUCACAAUUAUUCAAACAAUGUAUAAUGUACACAGAGCAUAACAAAAUAAUAUUUAAACAGUAAUGUAUAUCGUUUAAACAUUACAUAAUUCGUAGUACGUGUUAGAUAUAAAAUAAUUUCAAUUUAAUAUCUUAACAAAGUUAAAUUUUGAUCUGCGGCUCGUUACUCUCAGGUGAAAAUAUUUUCUUCAGUAGAGACAAAUCAAGUUCGAUUUGAGUACUUUGAUUUUGUUUGGGAAAAGCGAUCUUCAAGAUGUCUAGCCCAGGUUUUAAAUUCUUUCUUUUUCAUUUUCGAUUUUUCGUCGAGCGACCGACAUAUCAUCGAUGGAUCGGUCCAUCGAUGAGAAUUCUUCGAUUAUUAAUUCUUUUCACGUUAGAUGUAGAGAGAUCAUUCUUCCAUGUAGUGAGAUAGGAAGAACACCUGCGCGCAUGACGGCGUACGCAGGCGAUUUAAAUCCUAUCAAGGACUGUGUUUUAUUGUUCGAGGUAUCGAAAACAUUUCGAAGGUAUCGAAAACACGAGCGAUCGUUUUAAAUAGUGAUGACUGAAGCUUACAAUAUUGAAAAAUGAAGCGACAAAUCAUCCCAAAACUCGGAUUUUAAAGUAGAGUCAUCGAUAGUUCGUGGACAGCAACUUCCACGUGAUAAGAUUUGGAUCGGUAUUACUUGUGAUAUAUCAGAAUCUAAAUCUAAAUUAUAUAACACAAGUACUACCGAGCGAAUGACUGCAUAUUUUAACAAAUUUUCAAAUUCUAACUAAGCGUUGAAGUAGUUUUACAUUUAUCAAUACUAUUUUGUUAGAUAAAUAGAUUAGAUAUAGUAGAAUUUUAAAGUAAUUUCUUAGAGAACGCAAAAUUCUAAUUUUUUUUAUUAUUACUUUUUUUUACUUAUUUUUAUUUCCGCUUUUCAAAUUAAAUAUUAUAUUCUCUAUUCUAUUUAUGUUCGCCGUCGUAUCUAUAUAUUUUAAGAUUCAAGAUAUUCAUUAGCAAU